UGGCAAAGCGAGUAGCCUUUCUCCAACAUUCAAGAACUCUCCACAAACUACGUCUAACUCUACGGGAAUGGCGGCCAGCAAGGUCGUUUUUGUUGGAAAUGUUCCCUACAAUAUGGCGGAAGACCAGCUGAUCGAUGUCUUCAAGUCGGUAGGACAGGUGAUAGGUUUUAGACUGUCCUACGAUAGGGACACGGGAAAACCCAAGGGGUAUGGUUUUUGUGAGUUCGCGGACCACGAAACAGCGAUGUCUGCCGUACGCAAUCUUAACGGCGUUGAUGUCGGCGGCCGGCCUCUUCGAAUCGACCUAGCAGAAUCCGAUCCGCAUCUUGAAGGAAAGACAACUGUGAGAGGAGAAAUCUACCCCGACGCACCUCCUUCAUCUGGGUGGCGCGGUGGUGGUGGUGGUAGUAGUGGACGAGGUUUCGAUCCAGAAGCCUUCCUCGCCAACUUGCCACCAGGUGUGCAGAUACCAAAAGGAUCUUCGUCAUUGGAUCAUAUCAGCCAAACGCUUGCCACCAUGCAACCGAGUCAGCUUAUGGAAGUCCUGGCCCAAAUGAAGGCUUUCGUUAUUACACAUCCAGAUCAAGCAAAAAUCUUGCUUGUGAAACACCCACAGUUCGCCUACGCGCUCUUUCAGGCCCUCCUUCUAAAUAAAAUUGUUGAUCAAGCGAUCCUGCAACGCAUGCUUGAAGCAACAGGCGCAGGAGCAGUUGGACGCGGCCCGCCACCACCUCAUGCCCCCCCAGCAGCCCGACCGCUAAUGCCUGUCCCUCCACCUCACCUGCAGCACGGGCACCUGCCACUUCCCUCCCAUUACCCUCCAUCGCAAAUGCCGCCUUUCCCGCCUCAGGCAGCUCCCGUCCCUCCGCCAAUGGCGCCUACUACCCCUCAGCCUCCCCAACAACCGCAGGCCCAACCUGCGCCUGAGAUAAGCGACAGCCAACGGACGAUGUUGAUGCAAGUCCUUAGUUUAACGCAAGAACAAAUCAACGCUCUUCCGGAUGCGGAGCGGUCAGCAAUCUUACAACUGCGAAAUCAGUUUAUGGGGGGUUUAGGUGCCGCUUAGUGUGUCUAAUCUGGUCCUUCCUUUUCCUCCCAUCCUAUCCUGCCUUUUCUGUGCAUCAUCUCGGACCGUCAGCAUUAUAUCCUGUCCAGUAUACAUUUGAGAAUGGUUAACUUCUGUAUAUAUAGCACAAUUAGUUGUUGUGGUCUUGCAUGCCUUUCACUUAACACGAUUUCCUGACAAGUCUUGAUUC
Molecule: messenger RNA, 1256 nt
Organism: Laccaria bicolor S238N-H82
Lineage: Eukaryota; Fungi; Basidiomycota; Agaricomycetes; Agaricales; Hydnangiaceae
Exons: 8
Coding region: 68-1066 (332 amino acids)
Biological process (GO): mRNA 3'-end processing
Cellular component (GO): mRNA cleavage and polyadenylation specificity factor complex
Molecular function (GO): mRNA binding
Source: RefSeq, a predicted model, not a curated record